Molecule: messenger RNA, 2175 nt
Organism: Xylaria bambusicola
Lineage: Eukaryota; Fungi; Ascomycota; Sordariomycetes; Xylariales; Xylariaceae
Product: Dor1-domain-containing protein
Exons: 2
Coding region: 1-2175 (724 amino acids)
Biological process (GO): glycine import into mitochondrion
Cellular component (GO): mitochondrion; mitochondrial inner membrane; COG complex
Molecular function (GO): glycine transmembrane transporter activity
Source: RefSeq, a predicted model, not a curated record
AUGGCCGACCUACUCUAUGACUUGUUGACUCCGUCUCUGUCGCCAGAUAGCCGAUCAUCGCCUCCAGACCCUGUUGCUUUGGAAUAUCUUACCAAACUUGCCGCUCAGCCGCUUGAGCAGCUUGAGACCGUUGAACCACAGACGCUGGCUCAAAGCUCCCAUUCUCUAUUGCUAUCCCUUCAAGGGCUCUCUCAGCGCUCUCAUAAAACCAUCAUCUCAUCAUCCGAGAGCCAUGCAAGCCUGGGCCGCGCCCUUCCUGCAUUGGCGACUUCUAUAUCCGACCUCAAAGCUGUCAUACCGAAACUGGACGAUGCUGCAGUCCGCUUUUCUACUACUUAUCACAAAUCAGCCGACAACGAAUUACUGAAAACACGGAAGACGGCAUUGCUUCUGUCACGGAAUGUUGAGCGAGUUGUUGAUCUUCUCGAUCUCCCUACUCUACUUUCAUCCGCUAUCGCUACCAGCUCAUCUAGCUUGACUGCCAACUAUGCUUCUGCUUUAGAUCUGAAUAAUCAUAUACGGCGGCUCCACACCCUGCACCCGGACUCUUCCCUGGUUUCGGCGGUUGCUCACCAAGCCGACGAAGCCAUGCAGCUCAUGGCCAAGAACCUCAUUUCUAGUCUACGGACGCCGAGCCUUAAGUUGACAGCUGCCCUCAGAACUAUUAGCUGGCUGAAGAGGGUUGCACCUGAUUUAAGCCCAUCGGGCAAUAUAAGCCACAAUGGAGCUGGUGAUAAUGAUGGUCUGGGAGCCUUGUUCCUCAUAUGCCGACUUUCAACCCUUAUGAACAUGCUUCAAGCUCUAGAACCACUGCGUGAGCUUGCAGACAAGGAAAGGCUCCGCCAACAGCAGAAUACCCCAGCUAGUGGUUCAUGGUCAGGUGGUCAGCAAACCGAGCGAUAUCUGAAAAGAUAUAUUGAAAUAUUUAGAGAACAGAGUUUUGCUAUCGUGUCAAUGUUUAAAAGCGUAUUCCCGCCACAGGCGUCGAAGGAGUCGUCCACGCCAGACGGACGGGAUCCACUACAAUCAAUGCCUUCAAUGUUGUCAACUUUUCCCCUCCAUAUUAUUGAGAUGCUUGUAGAGACACUACGAAUCUAUCUACCCAACGUUAGGGACCAAGCAUCACGAGACAGUUUGUUGACUCAGGUUCUGUAUUGUGCCGGAAGUCUUGGGCGACUGGGAGGGGACUUUGGUAUUCUGUUAGCCAGCCUCGACCUCGGUGAGAAUUUGGAGGAUGAGUGGGUAGAAGUUGUAAGACGACAUCGCCUUAUGGCAGGACGCCUUGAAUCCAUUCCUUUCGAUCUCCUCAAAACCCGAGUCCAGCAGUCCGGCACCCACUCGAUCCGGUCCGCCGUCCGCGAGAUAGCCCGCUCUCCCAAUGUCGUCGCGGCCUUCUGGAGGGGCACGGUGCCCUCUGCGCUGCGCACGGGCAUGGGCUCGGCCAUAUACUUCACGACGUUGAACACGAUCCGUCAACAAGCCUCAGCCUUAGCAGCACAGUCUCAGCUCCACAGCCAAAAUCAGCAUAAUCGUCCCUCUUCAUCCGCUCUCCCAAAGCUCUCCAACACCACCAACCUCUUAUCGGGCGCCUUCGCUCGCGCCUUCGCAGGCUUCAUUCUUAUGCCGCUCACCGUGAUAAAGGUGCGCUACGAAUCUAGUAUGUACUCAUACGCCUCCGUCAUCGGCGCGGCCCGCGACAUAUAUCGGACUGGUCGCAUUUCGGGCUUUUUCGCGGGGUUCGGGGCGACGGCCAUGCGCGAUGCCCCCUACGCUGGCCUCUACGUCGUCUCGUACGAGCAAUUCAAGAAACGCCUCGGCCAGAUCUAUGGUCCUGGCGAAACCCACCACCGCCUCCCCGGUACCGGUAUGGCGGGCUCAGUAUCGGCCACCAUCAACUUCAGUUCGGGCGCCUUGGCCGGCGCCACGUGUUCCUUCAUAUCGAACCCGUUCGACGCCGUCAAGACACGCAUUCAACUGCAGCCACAUGUGUACCGCAACAUGUUCCACGCCUGUCAGAUGAUGGUCACACGCGAGGGCGUCCGGUCGCUCUACGACGGCCUGGCGUUACGUAUGACGCGCAAGGCCCUUAGUUCGGCGUUGGCGUGGAUGAUGUACGAGGAGUUGAUUCGCAGGGCCGAGUCAACUUGGCAGCGGGACACGGGUGGACAUGUAUGA